AUGGCCUCCACAAACUACAAGGAAGCGUUCUCCCUCUUCGACCGCCGCGGUACCGGCCGUGUCGCCGGUGAUCUGCUGGGCGACCUUCUCCGCGCUUGCGGACAGAAUCCCACUCUUGCUGAGAUCGGUGAUCUCGAGAAGUCUGUUGGACCUGAUUUCGACUUCGAUUCCUUCCUUAAGGUCCUUAACCGCCCGGGUGGUUUCCGUGAACCCGGCGAGCCAGAGGAAUACUGCCGCGGAUUCCAGGUAUUCGAUAAAGACAUGACGGGCUUCAUUGGUGUGGGACAGCUGCGCUACAUUCUCACCAACCUCGGCGAGAAGAUGUCCGAUGACGAAGUCGAUGAGCUCCUCAAGGCUGUUGAUACUAGCUCUGGCGAGAUCAACUACACUGAUCUUGUGCGCACCAUUUUGGCCAACUAG
This is a messenger RNA of Penicillium pulvis, 420 nucleotides long. RefSeq lists its product as uncharacterized. Gene Ontology annotation, biological process: mitotic actomyosin contractile ring assembly. Gene Ontology annotation, molecular function: calcium ion binding. NCBI's taxonomy places the organism in Eukaryota, Fungi, Ascomycota, Eurotiomycetes, Eurotiales, Aspergillaceae. The record is from RefSeq and is a predicted model, not a curated record. The coding region runs from base 1 to 420 and encodes 139 amino acids. Gene Ontology annotation, cellular component: myosin II complex. The transcript has 4 exons.